AUGGCUGCUGAGUGUCCAUCCUCUCAUUCGAUCUCAACCCAAUUUCCACCAACGGUUACAAUGAUUUCUGGUCCAGUAUGCACCAGUGGAGUUGUGCCAGCUCCAGUGGGACCAAGCAUGAUGGAUAUGGAUGCCACAGAGACCAGACCAAAGUCCACCUCCCUUCGCGUAGCUAUCUUUGGGUCCACCGGAGCUGGAAAGACCACUUUUGUCAACAUUGCUUCAGGAUCUAAGCUUCGCGUGGGACAUGACCUGAUGUCAUGUACUCGGGAUGUAUCGCUCGCUGACACGUACCAAUACAAAGGUCAUGAAAUUCAGCUGAUCGAUACUCCAGGAUUCGAUGACACCAACCUCCCUGACUCGGAGGUAUUGAGGCGUAUUGCUGACUUUCUGGCAGAAAGUUACGAGAAAGAGGGGCCUCUAUCUGGGGCCAUAUUUUUCCAUAGCAUUGAGAGUAUUAGAGUGGGAGGAGCCGCGGCAAAGACCUGGCGGAUCUUUCUUCAACUAUGCGGGGAAGAGGCCUACAAAAACGCGCUAUUUGUUACCAAUCGCUGGACUGACCCCCCCUCAGGGGAGCAUGUAAGGCGCGAGGCGCAGCUAAAGGAUAGUCAAUUGUUCGGAGAGGCCAUCGGAAAAGGCAUCAAAGUAGGGCGAUAUAGUGCUGGCGGGACCCAAGACGAGGCUCGUACCCUGAUUGCGAGUUUAUUUAAUGCAAGACGGCUCCCAUUCGCAAUUCAGCGCGAGAUGGUGGACGAGAAACUGCAACUCGGCCAAACGGCUGCCGGAAAGGUGGUAGCAGAUAACCUGGCGGAACUGAAAGCGGAAAACGAACGGGAGCUAGCAGCUCUGAGAGAGGAAUUGGAAGGAUCGAACGUAGAAGACGCGGCGGAAAUCAGGCUUGAGGAGGAAAAUCUGAGGCGGCAGAUCGUGGCACGGGAGGCUGAGUGGAACCAGCUAGUUAAACAUAAGGAACACAACCCGGCAUCACAUCGUAUCUUAUCUGCACUGUCGGGUAAAAGGAGGGGGGAUAUAAAUAGCCCUAGAGUAACUGAAGCAGGCGCGCGAGGAGGCAAGGGUUCGGACACUGGACCGCCUGUGACGGCUCGUGUUCAGAACUUAGGUUCCCAUUCCCAAAUGGUGGUCGUGGAGGUAAUUGUUCGCAACGGAACAUCCGUCGGCAAUGCAACUCAGAAGCCCCGAUGA
This is a messenger RNA of Rhizoctonia solani, 1203 nucleotides long. RefSeq names its product 50S ribosome-binding GTPase. Bases 1 to 1203 code for a protein of 400 amino acids. The record is from RefSeq and is a predicted model, not a curated record. NCBI's taxonomy places the organism in Eukaryota, Fungi, Basidiomycota, Agaricomycetes, Cantharellales, Ceratobasidiaceae. Gene Ontology annotation, molecular function: GTP binding. The transcript has 4 exons.